Mercenaria mercenaria is the source of this 6105-nucleotide messenger RNA. Its product is annotated as phosphoserine phosphatase-like. NCBI's taxonomy places the organism in Eukaryota, Metazoa, Mollusca, Bivalvia, Venerida, Veneridae. Gene Ontology annotation, cellular component: cytoplasm. Gene Ontology annotation, molecular function: L-phosphoserine phosphatase activity; magnesium ion binding. The transcript has 6 exons. The coding region runs from base 179 to 859 and encodes 226 amino acids. The record is from RefSeq and is a predicted model, not a curated record. Gene Ontology annotation, biological process: dephosphorylation; L-serine biosynthetic process.
GUGAUAAUGAAAAUUAACGCGGAAAAAUCACAGCUGACAGAAAUGACAGAAAUUUUCCAUGGAAAAUGUUUUAAUUCCUUCAAAUACUACUCAAGAUAGUUUCUUUGUAUGACCAGCAUUGUUCUGCGGGUGCACGCAAGAUCAUUUCACCUCCAAAAUCUCAUGAAACAGCUCAACUAUGACUUCAUCUAUAGAACAGUGUAAACAGAUAUGGUGUAAUGCAGACACUGUGUGUUUUGAUGUUGAUUCUACUUUGAUCAAAGACGAGGGUUUAGAUGAGCUGGCGGAAUUCUGUGGGGUUGGCAAGCAAGUCAAAGAAUGGACAAAUAAAGCUAUGGGAGGCAGUAUGAGAUUUAGAACAGCCCUUGAGAAGAGGCUGGAGAUCAUUCAGCCAACUAUAGACCAGAUUACACAAUUUAGAGAGACACAAGCAAUCAGAUUCUCUGACGGUUUAGAGGAACUUGUAGAAUUGCUUCAUGAACGAGGGACAAAGGUGUAUUUGGUGUCUGGAGGAUUUAGAAGUCUUAUAGAACCUGCUGCCAAGCUGCUGGACAUACCUUUCAAUAAUAUCUAUGCAAACAGACUUAAAUUCUUCUAUAAUGGUGACUAUGCAGGUUUUGAUGUAAGAGAACCUACCAGUGAUUCUGGGGGUAAAAAACUUGUAGCUGAGAAGCUGAAGCAGACAUGUGAAAAUCUUGUAUUUAUUGGAGACGGAGCAACUGAUCUUGAAGCUUAUCCGCCAGCAGAUUUAUUUAUAGGUUAUGGAGGAAAUGUAGUGAGAGAGACCGUGAAACAGAAAGCACCAUGGUAUAUAACAGACUUUCAGGAUCUCAUUCAGAUAUUGCAAGACUCAAGUUGAUGUUAGCAGUUUCCUAGGAGGCUUCGUUUUAAGUUUAAGGCAAUAUUUUAACAGAUAGUCAGCAUUAUUGCAAAUAUUUGAAAAUUGGGUGUGACUGUGAUAAAGUGAUUGUUGUGUAUUCUAGUUUGUGAUAACGUUGGUAAACAUCAUUCAUGGACUUCCUUAUACAUUUUAAUCUUCUUAUCAUCAUCGACUUCAUAGAAACUAAGUAAUGUGGUCAUGCUCAUCCCGUAUGCAGUGCAGAAACUGCCUUGCAGCCAUAGUCAUAAUGAGGUCAGAUUAAUCCUGGACAGUGCAGAUACUGUCUUGAAGCCGUAUUAGUAAUGAGGUCAGGUUCAUGCAGGUACUUUCUUGCAGUUAUGAUAGUAAUGAAGUAAGGUUUAUCCUGGACACUGUGGAGGUACUACCUGGCAGCCAUGUUAGUAAUGUAGUCAGGUUCCUCUUGGACAUUGUGAAGGUACGAUCUUGCAGUCAUGUUAGUGAUGUAGUCAAGUUCCUCCUUGACACUGUGGAGGUACUAUCUUACAGCCAUGUUAGUGAUGUAGUCAGGUUCCUCUUGGACAGUGUGGAGGUACUAUCUUGCAGCCAUGUUAGUAAUGUAGUCAGGCUAUACUGGACACUGUGCAGGUACUAUCUUAUGGGCAUGUUAGUAAUGUAGUCAGGCUCAUCCUGGACACUGUGCAGGUACUAUCUUGCAGCCAUGUUAGUAAUGUAGUCAGGCUCAUCCUGGACACUGUGCAGGUACUAUCUUUCAGGCUUGUUGGUGAUGUAAUCAAGCUCAUCCUGGACACUGUGCAGGUAAUAUCUUACGGGCAUGUUAGUAAAAUAGUCAGGCUCAUCCUGGACACUGUGCAGGUACUAUCUUGCAGCCAUGUUAGUAAUGUAGUCUGGCUCAUCCUGGACACUGUGCAGGUACUAUCUUGCAGCCAUGUUAGUAAUGUAGUCAGGCUCAUCCUGGACACUGUGCAGGUACUAUCUUGCAGCCAUGUUAGUAAUGUAGUCAGGCUCAUCCUGGACACUGUGCAGGUACUAUCUUGCAGCCGUGUUAGUAAUGUAGUCAGGCUCAUCCUGGACACUGUGCAGGUACUGUCUUGCGGGCAUGUUAGUAAUGUAGUCAGGCUCAUCCUGGACACUGUGCAGGUACUAUCUUGCAGCCGUGUAAGUAGUCAGUUUCAUCUUGGACAAAAUGCAGAUACUGUCCUGCAUUCAUGUUAGUAAUGUACUUGGGGUUUAUCCUGGACAUGAUGCAUGUAACAUCUUGCAGCUUUUUUCAUAAUGAGGUCAGGUUCAUCCUGGACACUGUGCAGGUACUGUCUUGCAGCUGUAAUAGUAAUAUAGUCGGGUUCAUUCUGGACACUGUGCAGGUACUUUCUUGCAAUCAUGUUUGUAAUAAGGUCAGGUUUAUCUUGGACACUGUGUGGGGUACUAUCUUGCAGCCAGGUUAGAAAUGUGGUCACAUUCAUCAUGGACACAAUGCAGUAACUGUCCUGCUGUGGUCAGGUUCACACUGUAGGAAUGUCUGUAAGAUGAAAGGAACUUGCAUUUUUGUGUUAAUAAUUUUGUAUAAAUCCUCGAUUACAUUUUUGAGAUAAGGCUUAUUUUGCAUGUGUCAGCAAUGCCCUGUUGAUUAAAAAAAGAAUAAGUUGUCUAAGCCCUGGUGACAACGUAAUACCUUAGUGUGCAAAGGUUUGGGGGGGCACCAUGUGGGGCAUAUGGUUUUCACAAAGAGCUCUUGUUUCAGUUUCAUUGAAUAGUUACGGUUGCAUACAAUUUCUUGUAUGAUUUUUAGCUUGACUAUACGAAGUAUGAAGAGCUAUCCUACUCGACCCGGCAUCGGCGUCAUUCCGCAUCCGCACUUUGGUUAAAGUUUUGAUCCACUUUAUCUUUGUUAUUACUUGAUGGAUUUUCUUCGAACUUAAAAUAGUUGUUCCUCAUCAUCACCCACAUCAUAUGGCACAAGGGUCAUAACUCUGGCACCAAUUUUUCAUGAAUUGUCCCCCCUUUUUACUUAGAAUUUCAGGUUAAAGUUUUGGUGCACUUUUAUUUUAUCUCAGGUAUUACUAAAUGGAUUUGAUUAAUUCUUGAAACAGUUGUUUCACAUCAUCUUCAACAUCCUAUGGUAUAAGAUCCAUAACUGUGGUAUGAAUAGUUAAUGUAUUAUCCCCCCUUUUACUUAGAAUUUUGGUUUUGAUGCACUUUCAGUCUAUCUCAGUUAUUACUAAAUGGAUUUGAUUCAAACUUAAAAUAGUUGUUCAACAUCAUCAUGUACUUCAUUUGACUUAAGGGCCAUAACUCUUGCCCCAGCAUUUCAUGAAUUAUCCUCCCCUUUUUACUUAAAAUUUCAGGUUUAAGUUUUGAUGCACUUCCACUAUAUCUCUGUUGCUGCUGAAUGGAUUUGAUCCAAACUUAAAAUAGUUGUUCCACCUUAUCACCCACAUCUUAUGACAAAAGAUCCAUAACUCUGGCACAAUUUUUCUUGAAUUAUGCCCCCUUUACUUAGAAUUAAAGGUUAAUUUUGAUGCAUUUUCACUAUAUCUCCGUUACUACAAAAUGGAUUUGAUUCAACAUGACACAAGGUGCAUCACUUUUGCACCUAGAUUUCAUGAAUUUUGCCCCCUUUUUGCUUAGAAUUAUACUUAUUUAAUGUUUUGAUACACUUUAUUCUUAUCUCUCUUACUAAUUGAUACUUUUGACACAGACUAAAGCUAUUAUCCAAUAUCUUCAUCCACAUUGGAGUAAUUAAACACUCCAGUGACACCUCCAGCUUCAUCAAAUAUGCCUAGUUUCACUAUCCAGCAUUGAAAUAGUUUAGCGCGCUGUCUCCUGUGACAGCCCCUGUUAUUUCCCUUUGUAUUUUCAAAAGGUAAACUUGUAUCACAAUGUGUGUUUGUGAUGUGGUUGGAGAAUGCAAUUGAAUUAAGUGAAAUAAGGAGACUUGUAAAGGUCAUACGUUGGAGACAUUUACUCCUAUCUGUGUGUGUCUGUCUGUCACAGUUCUUGUCCGUGCUCAAAGGCUGAACAGUUAUCAUCCAAUCUUCACCAGACUUGAACAAAAUGUGUUUGACAAUAGAUCCUCGGCCAGCUAGCCAAAUGGGCCCAGGCACUAAGGAAUUAUGGCCCUUGAAUUACUGAAAAUUGCUCUGUUCACUGAUGUUAGCGCUCUUAAAUCAGUUUUCAUCCAUCUUUACCAAACUUGGACAAAAUGUGUUUGAAAAUAGUCCUCGGCCAAGUUUGAUAACUAGCCAAAGCGGCCCACGCACUUAGUAAUUAUUGCCCUUGAAUUACUGAAAAAUGCUCUGUACACUGAUGUCUGUGCUUCAAGUUGAACAGUUCUUAUCCAAACUUAACAAAACUUGAACACAAUGUGUUUGACAAUUAGUUCUCGGUAAAGUUCAAUAACUAGCCAAAUCGCUCUAUACACAGAUGCAAGUGAUACAUGUAUUGAUGCAUGGCUGACUCAGAUACAUACCGGUAGUGGAGAAAAAAUGCCAAUCUAUUAUGAUAAGGCAGUAGUGGGAGACAUGUGCUUUUCUCAAAAGCAGCUCUGGUUUUGUUUUAGAAAAUGGCAUUUUAUGGGGAUAUGUCAAUCCCAUACUUCACAACACACAUAUGUUGUAAUAAAGUAUUUGUUUUAUUUUACAUUUAUAUAGUAGUUGAAUUUGUAAUAUACAAAUAAUUCAAGAUCUGGCAUAAGAUGAUUCUGGUUAGUAUCAAUGAGAAAAGAAACCCUUGUUAAUCUACAAAAAGUGAAAACUUUCUUAACUCAGUAUAUAGAAUCAAUUGUUUUUAGGAAAAUCUGAAAUUAACCAAGUUUCUGUUAGCAAAAUUAGGUUAACAUAUCAACAUUUGAUGUGACUGAAAACUGUAUAAGACUUCCUUUCUGCAUUUUUGCUAUGCUGAUUUACUUUUCCAAAUAGAAUGAACUUUCCAUAAGCCCUUUAUGGCUUUUUAACAAUAUCUGCAUUUAGAUGGCGAUCAUUCAGUUGCAAGAUCAGUAGAAAUUUGGGAUUUUAAGUUCCCACAGUGAAGUUCUGCAUUUACUUUUACCGUUUAAAGCAUAAUGAUUGAAUUAAAGGUAAUCUUACUUUUGUGCUGAUAAAUUGCAAGUUGUGUUGUUGAAGUUUAAAUAUAUCUAUUUCGAAGAUUUCUUAAUACAAAAUGUAAUUUUUUUCUAAAGAUGUUUGUUUUGUUAAAAGCAGAAAUGUUUUAAGAGAAUUUAGUAUAUAUAGAAUGUGAAACUAUUAUGCACUUAUUUACAGGUACUUUAACUUUACAUGUAGACAAAAAGUUUGCAAAAUGGUUGGACAUUUUUAAACAAACUUUUUAAACAUUUUUAUACACAUAUUUUUAUCUCCGUGUAUUUACCACAAGUAACACGCAUCAUUUUUGAGUCGGCUAAAGGCUGAAAGCCUUUUGACGAGUCCUUGCUGUUCAGCGAUUCUCUAAAUGGAUCGAAUAACUCGUGAAGGGAUGUAGUUCCAUUAGAUUUCUCAAACUUCAAACAGUUCACUGCAUGAAUGAAGUUAAGUUGUGUCAAUUCCCUUUGCUAUGACCAAUAUACGAUGUAAUCUGUCAUAUUUAUGACUUGUAAUUGUGCAAUACUCGAAUGUAACUCAUUAAGCAUAAAUGUGCAUUUUAAGAAUUGCGCAGGCUCUUACUGGUUUGUUUAGUUACUACUGAUAUUAAAAAUGAUUUUAAUUCUUAUUUUUCGAGAAAUAAACAAAUCGGCGAAACAUUAAAUUGUAUUUUCUUGUAGUUUUUGAAAUCGAAAGUAGAUCGUCUAUGUUUGGCUGCUUUCACGAAAGGAAACAACUUUUUUAUGAAAAGAUUUAAAUAGGAGGUAAUUUAACCGUAAACUUCAAUGUCAGAUACUGCCAAUUGCUGCUAAAUGUCUUCGUAUCAUCACAAUUUGUAAAAUAUAUUGUUGAAACUGGAGAAAAAUGUAAUCGUAUCCGGAUAUAAUAUUUUGGGUAAAUAUCGAGCUGUGUUAUGAAAUUUUAAGAAAAAAACUAAAAACAAACUGAAACUGGUAGACUAUACUGUCAGUACAUCAAUCAUUAGCCGACUCAGGCCCUUCAGGCCUUUGAUUUAAUUCAGUAUUUGAAGGCUUAAAACAAAUUAAUGUAAUUUUUAUAUCAAACAUCUAUACUUUCACCAAUAACACAGUUGUACAGUUUACCUCACUUGGAGCUUUUAAAAUUUAUUGUUCAGUAUUUGUCCAAAACAAAUAAAUUUUUACAAUUGAU